AAAAAUUCUUUAAACCAAAACAAAAAGAAGUCAAUAUUAUAAAAUGGCUUCCAAAAUUGUUGGUAUGGUUCUAGCCAUUGUCCUUAUUGUCUCCAUAUGUGGUGGAGCUAUGGCUCAAUCAGGCUGCACUAAUGCCCUCAUGGGUAUGUCUUCUUGCCUUAGCUUUAUUACCGGAAAUACAUCCACCCCUUCGUCUUCGUGUUGCUCGCAGCUCGGAAACGUGGUUCAGUCUCAGCCACAAUGCCUUUGCCAAGUUAUGAACGGCGCCGGUAUUAAUCUUGGUAUAAGUAUUAACCGAACACUCGCUCUUACACUUCCUGGUGCUUGUAAUGUUCAGACUCCACCGGUUAGCCAAUGCGACGCUGCAAACGGGCCAACUUCUACUUCCACGCCCACACCGGCUGCUUCUCCAGAAGGAUCUACUUCCGAACCGGAUAUAUUGCCCGAAAGCCCGACCGAGUCCGAUACUCCAGCAGGUACACCAAAGUCAUUCUGCAAGGAUCAGGGUCGAAGACAGAUGGCUUGACACCUAAUGGAAGCCAAUCACAAGUGCCUCUUCAUCUCUUGGCGCUUGUUAUGCUUGUGUUGUCAUGGGCUUCAACAUCUACUAGCUAGUUUCGGAUUCUAAGUCCAUUUCUUUGCUUUUUCAAGUACUAAAAAGUUUGAUUCCGUGUUUAUGUUGGAGGGUGAUGUGUGAGAGAGACUGUGAUUUCUUAUUUAUGAGACCGAUGGAUGUAUUAUUUUUUGGAGCGGGUGAUUUGUUUUUGUGCAAAUAUAUUAUGUCAUUGUAGGGUCGUUCCAACGUUUUCGGAGGCCCAAAGCACACAUUUUACCCCACAUGUAUAUGCAUAUAUCAAUAUACACACAUCUCUUGUUGCUUUUUUACUGCCAAA
Messenger RNA from Helianthus annuus (common sunflower), 893 nucleotides. RefSeq names its product non-specific lipid-transfer protein-like protein At2g13820. NCBI's taxonomy places the organism in Eukaryota, Viridiplantae, Streptophyta, Magnoliopsida, Asterales, Asteraceae. Bases 44 to 526 code for a protein of 160 amino acids. The transcript has 3 exons. The record is from RefSeq and is a predicted model, not a curated record.